UAUGUUUUAAUCUGUGUUUUUUCAUUUUUUACUGUGUUGUAUAUCAAGUUUUACAAAACCGUAACAUUAACUGUAGUUUGUUUGAAUUUAGAAUUAAUACAAAAUUAUUAUUUUAACUCAUUUUGCAUAAAGGGACAGAAGAAGACACAAUAUGAAGAAUGUGAAGAGGAAAAGAAAAAACACAACGAAAAUAUCCAGACAUUAAAGCAAGAAAUUAAAAAAAUGUAUGAAAAUAAAAAACAAAAAAUUACAUGCGCUGAAGCUCUUCCUGAUACAUUUUUAAAAAGUCAUAACAAUAUGGUAGUUUAAAAAAAAAAAAAAUAUCAUGAAGCGUUGGAUAUUUUGGAUUUGAAGUUGAUUGAUGUGAAGAAAAAAACUGAUCUAAUUAGACAUGAUAUUAAUCAGAAAAGAUCCAAGUUGAAUGAUUUAUUUGAAAAAUGGAGUGACUUACGGUCAAAGAUCAGCUCUGCAAUGAGCAGGGAUUUGAAUACCGCUAAAUCUUUGUCAGUGCUAGAAAAUCGAUCUCAUCAAGUCGAUAUGAGCAGAAUGAAAGCUUCGCAUGUGACACGCAAGUAUAGAUCAAUAAAAAAACAAUUGCUGGAUGAUUCUGUUUUGUUUGAUUCAAUUUUAGAUAAGUUAGAAAAAUCUAUAGCAAAUCAACAAAAAGAAAUACAUAGGCUCGAAAAAAUCAAUGAGGAAGCUGUUCAAGCAAGAGACAAAACUAGAAAUACAUUACAAAAGAAAGAAAUAAAUGCAACCAACAUCGCAAAGUUCCGUAUGCGACAAGUCGAACAAAUAAGGGCUAAAGUAGAAGAGAGGAAAUUAGAGUUAGAAAGAUUAGAAAGAAAAAUUUUCCCUCCUGGUCAAAAAUUAUCUCGUCAUGAUUCAAUUCAUAGUUCUUGCGAUGAACAACGUUUGGUUGGUAAUGAAUCAUCAGAUAAUCAAGAAGUAUCAGAUUCUACCUAUAUAAGAUUAAAACAAAUUACUGGUUCAAUCGAUUUUGAAGAUAUAAGGAAAAAAUUUGGAUCUCAGAAGGAAACUAAAGAACGACUUUCUGCUUUAAAAUUUAAUACAGAAAAGGAAAAACAAUCUCUUCAAAUAAAAUAUCAGAAACUUAGUGAAGAGUUUGAACAAUGUAGAUUCUCAAAUGCUCAAGAAAAAGAACAGUAA
Molecule: messenger RNA, 1170 nt
Organism: Daktulosphaira vitifoliae (grape phylloxera)
Lineage: Eukaryota; Metazoa; Arthropoda; Insecta; Hemiptera; Phylloxeridae
Product: outer dynein arm-docking complex subunit 3-like
Exons: 7
Biological process (GO): cilium movement; outer dynein arm assembly
Cellular component (GO): cilium
Source: RefSeq, a predicted model, not a curated record